AAUGUCAGAGAGCUUAACUCAAUGAUGUUAAUCAGAAAGUUUAGUAUACUCCGGGAUUCCGAGCUGAACGGAGCUGAGAAUUGUCGGAUAUACAAAAAAUAUUUAGAUCUGCUUAGCUGAGCAAACAAAGUGUAUAUGGAUAAGUGGAAAUUGGAGAUGCCCAAGCCUCCACCGCGCAAUGAGCCGGAUCUGCAGCCGGUGAACGGAAUCGUCCAACCGCCUGUCAUUCCACCUCCGAAUCGACCGGGCCGCAGGACCAAUGUGCUGGAGGACCUCAAGUCCGUGCUGAACUGCCUUUGGAGGAGUCGCUGGGCGUAUCACUUCCGGCAUCCCGUCGAUUCGGUGACCCUGGGUGUGCCCGAUUAUCACACGAUGAUCAAGCGCCCCAUGGACUUGAGUACGAUCAAGAAGCGAUUGCAGAACAACUACUAUUGGCAGGCCAAGGAGGCACUGGAGGACUUCGAGCUGAUCUUCAGCAACUGCAUGCUCUACAACCUGGAGGGCACACCGGUUCGUCAGGCGGGCAAGGAGCUGAGGAACGCCUACCACGCUCGACUGGCCUCCAUUGACAUGACCAAGGAGGAGGAGCUGAAGCCCAAGCCGGAGAAGCGCAAGCGAAGGGCUCCCGACACUCGGGACAAUUCCCCGGCUCGAACAGUAGUCCCUCCGAGUCAUCAUCCUGUGGAAUAUCCUGUUGGUCGGCCUUCCAGACACUGUCCAAAACCCAUUCCCGGUGUCACUCUACUGUCAGCGCCUUUUCCAAGACUUUUGCCCCCCGGUUUCAUACCUUUUAUGCCCGGCUCCCUGUCCAAUCCGUUGACAUCAAUGUAUCCGAUUCCCUUUAAAAAUUCCUGGCAGAUAUCCCCAGAAAUAGGGGGAAAUACUGUACAGGUGGAAUCGGAAACCAAGGAUACUCCACCAUAUUCCUUGAAGCCAAUUGUGCUGCCACCUCCGUUGACUACUGCUCCACUUGAACCGAUCCUCAUGCCUUUGCCAAAGAAGCCAACUCUGCCACCAGUGCCACCGUCGCCGCCACCACCACCAUCACCUCCACCACCGCCUCCACCACCACCAAAACUCAAACCUCCUGUAAUCUGUUACAAGUCUUUGGACCGUUUGAUUGAAAAGAGCCACUGCGACCAUCUUUUAAAGUCGAUGGUGAAACGGAAACGCAGACAGUUCACCUGGGCCUUCAAUCGUGCCGAUUACUGGCGCAGAUACUCCCAGGAUUCGGACUACGACCACGAUGCCGAGGAAAAGCUGGACUGGAAGGUGCUGCAGGAUCGCUUGGACUCCGAUAUCUUCGUGAACUUCGAUGGUUUCGUGGUGUCGGUGCGGAAAAUGUUCCAGAAUGCGUUGCGCUGCUUUCCGGACGAUGGAUUGGUGAAGGCAUCGGUAAAGAAGUCCAACGAGAUCUUCGAAAGAAGACUGCCCAAGUACAGGGAACUAAUAGCCAGUGCCAAAGAAAAGGCCAGAGAAGUGUUGGCCACUAAAAAGAUUGAGUUGAAUGCGGUUGAAAAUUUAAAUGAUAAGGAUACCAAUGAAGUUAAUAAGCCUGAAAUCAGUUCGGAAUCCAAUUUAGAAGUUGCUUGCAAAACGGAACCAAUGACAGAAAAACUCGAGACGAGUGACCGACUUAUCGAAUCUCCCAAAUCGGAAAGUAAUCAAAUCAACAAUGAAAGCAACGACCUAGGAAAAGAAUUAGAUAUUUUAUCUGUCGUGUAGUGGAGUGUAAGGAGUAAUGGAGUGCAGUCUCUGCAACUGAGUUAUUAAUGGUUAAUUUAUGUUAUAAUAAUUUGUGAUAUGUUCUUGAUAACUGAUUUAACAACUACUUUACAAACAAUAUAUAACACUUUUAAACUGAAA
This is a messenger RNA of Drosophila ficusphila, 1866 nucleotides long. RefSeq names its product bromodomain-containing protein 3 (gene tbrd-1). The transcript has 2 exons. NCBI's taxonomy places the organism in Eukaryota, Metazoa, Arthropoda, Insecta, Diptera, Drosophilidae. Gene Ontology annotation, cellular component: nucleus; chromatin. Bases 136 to 1725 code for a protein of 529 amino acids. Gene Ontology annotation, biological process: chromatin remodeling; regulation of DNA-templated transcription. The record is from RefSeq and is a predicted model, not a curated record.